Messenger RNA from Lolium rigidum, 1394 nucleotides. RefSeq lists its product as uncharacterized. The record is from RefSeq and is a predicted model, not a curated record. Gene Ontology annotation, cellular component: cytoplasm. Gene Ontology annotation, molecular function: mRNA binding. The coding region runs from base 1 to 1068 and encodes 355 amino acids. NCBI's taxonomy places the organism in Eukaryota, Viridiplantae, Streptophyta, Magnoliopsida, Poales, Poaceae. The transcript has 6 exons.
AUGGCCGGCGCGGGCUCCUCGUCAGGCGGGUCGGGCGGCGGCGGGGGCGGCGGCAGGGAGGGCGACUGGGACUGCGGCGGCUGCAGCAACCGCAACUACGCCUUCCGCUCCCUCUGCAACCGCUGCAAGCAGCCGCGCCUCCUCGUCGACCCCCACACCCCGCGCGACUCCAAGUGGCUCCCACGCGCCGGCGACUGGAUCUGCAACGGUUGCAGUAACAAUAAUUAUGCAUCCAGAAAGAACUGCAAAAAGUGCGGCCUGCCCAAGGAGGAAGCAGCCAUGCCAGCAAUGGGGGGGCUGCUGCCAGCUUACGCAGAUUACAUGGCUAGGGUGCAGCAGAUUGAGAAUGCUGGCUACAAGAUGAACUUUGGGAUGCCUGGAAAUUCAGCUCUGCAGCAGCAGCUGCUUGCUCAUGCAAACUGGCAGUAUGGGAUGGCUGGUAGAUACGGUAUGCAGUCUUCUGCCUGGCAAUUUGGAGGCAACACCACAAAUCAGUUUCAAGUUGGUCCUCCGAAAGACUGGCGUGAGGGGGACUGGCUCUGUAGCUGUGGAUUUCACAACUAUUCAUCUCGUACUCAGUGCAAAGAGUGUAAUGCACCUGUCCCAUCAGGCAUGGCCUCUACAACAAUGAAAACCACAGGAACAGAUACUUCUUCCACACUAGGUAAUAAGCGUUUGGCAUCAGAAGAGCUGGCUAAUGACUGGGAUAAUAAAAGACUUAAUCCAGGAAAUGCUGAUUAUCCACUUUCAGUAUGUCUUGUGGGCCUUUUACUUUUCAUUGAUGGUUUACCUAAUACUUACAUGAUCUUGAUGUAUUUUCCAAUCUUAUUGAAGAUAGCAGGCUCAGACAGAGCUGGACAGACGGCUUAUUCGGGGUAUGACAAUGGGCACACAACGGCAUUACCCUCUGGACAAAUUUCAGCGAUGCCUGGUGUUGGACAAGGAGCAAAAUGGCGCGAAGGGGACUGGCUGUGCAGCAACUGCAACAAUCAUAAUUAUGCAUCUCGUUCAUUCUGCAACAGGUGCAAAUCUCAGAAAGAAUCUUCAGUUCAUCCUGGCGCGCUGUAGCUUACUUGUGCAUUUUGCCACCGCGGUUAUUCAAGUAUUGGAGAUUCCUUAGCUCUGCUGCAAGCUGAUUAGUAGCUGGGCCACCAGGAUUGUUGUUUGUUUGGGGUUUUGUCUGAAAGUCUAAUAUUGCUUAUUGAAGUUUGCUUUUGUUUAUGUCUAGAAUAAAAUGUUUUUUCAUGUAUGUUCAAGUGUACCAUUCAGUUGUUGGAACAAUUUGUUACUCUUAGUACCCAGACAGAUAUACUAUCCAGACAGAUACGACAGAAUGUAAUGUAAUGCUUGAUUUAUUUCCAAGUGCUUAUGCAGGAUUCUAUUAUUUUUCUGAA